CCGACGUUUUACACUUUUCUCCCCGCUUCGUUUCAAACCCUAACCCCUCCCUCUCCGGUCCCCCUCCCAAAAAUUUGCCCUAAUCCCACCCUCGCGACGCGAAUUCUCCAUCGAAUUCGAAUCCUCGAGCUCGUGAUGCAUCGGUUCUCGCGGUGAUCGCGGAGGAGUGGGCGUAGAAGCGGUGGAUCUCGCGGUCGUGGCGCGAACUGGGGAUUGUUUGUGAACAAGACAUCUCCUUUUUGCGCUUCUUCGAGUUGUUUACGGCGAUUUCGACGGAUUGGGGGAAGAAUUUGCGUAUAAUAUGGCCAUGGAGUAUGAUCCUUCGGAUAGUAGCGGAACUGAUGAUGAUCUUCCACCAACAUAUCAGAACAGGGCUGCGAGAGGAGGGCGUGUCAGUGGAAAUGGAAGGCCAAUUGUUGCUGCUAGUCCAUAUCCAAGGGUACAAAAUGAUAUGGAAGUCCAAAUACAUCAGCUCGAGCAAGAAGCCUACAGUUCAGUUCUCCGGGCAUUUAAGGCUCAGUCUGAUGCCAUUACUUGGGAGAAGGAAAGUCUCAUAACUGAACUAAGAAAGGAACUAAGAGUGUCCGACAAGGAACACAGAGAACUAUUAAGCAGGGUGAAUGCUGAUGACGUUAUUCGAAGAAUAAGGGAAUGGAGACAGGCUGGUGGUACUCAAACUGGCCUGGCUAAUAAUCCUCAGCCGAAACAUGAUACCGUACCCAGUCCGUCUGUGUCAGCUUCUCGCAAAAGGCAAAAGACAUCACAAUCUAUACCUUCUCUACCUUUGCCAGCACCAUCUCCUGCAUUGCUUCCACAACCGCUUGCUCCUUCAAUGCAGCCGUCAUCAUCGGCUGCAAAAAAGGGAGCUCCACCAGGACCAAAGGGGAAAAAAACUAAAUCUGGUCAAAAGUUGCCUGGUGCAGCCUCAACAAAAUCCAUGCAGUAUCCUUCUGCUGGCCCUAGUGUAAGAGGCCAAGUCACAAACAGAAACUCUUCUGGUGCUCUUGCUGCUAUUGAACCCGCUGAAGCACCAUCAUAUGAUCCGCUAGUUGGGCGUAAAGUCAUGACGAGGUGGCCUGAAGAUAAUAGCUUUUAUGAGGCUGUUAUCACCGAUUACAAUCCAGUUGAGGGUCUACAUGCUCUGGUUUAUGACAUAAACACGCAGAAUGAAACAUGGGAAUGGGUCAAUUUAAAAGAGAUCUCGCCGGAGGACAUAAUGUGGGAUGGUGAGGACCCGGGUAUCAAUCAAUGGCCAGGACGUGGUGGUGCUCGUUCCGGGCGCGGUGGGGUUAAGAAGUCUGGUGGCCGUGGUGGUGCCAUUUCAGGUGCAGGAAGGGGAAGGGGAUCCCUUAAGAAUGCGAGAAAAGAUUUCCCUCCAACUCAAAAUGGCAUUGGCAAGAAGAACCCUGAUGACAUUGAAAUUCUUCACACCGAAACGCUUAUAAAGGAGCAGGUGGAGAGGGUUUUCGGUGCAAGUCAUCCCGAUCCUGUUGAGAUUGAGAGGGCAAAAAAACUGCUAAAGGAGCAUGAACAAUCAUUGAUUGAUGCAAUUUCUAGGCUCGCUGAUGCUUCGGAUGGAGAAAGUGACGGUGGGCACCGUUUCUCGCGUGGCCAGUCAAUGGAGCAAAACCGUGGGUGGAGGAACCAACCCUACACCGCAAAUAAGCAUGCAGAAGGUAGGGAAGGCUCCGAUGGCGAUCACAUGGUCGGGGACGGUGCCGCCUCUGACUACCGGCACGACGGCGAUGACGAUGACAUAUAGUUCGCAGCCCCGCCACCGCCGCUGAUUCACUUCACAACCAUCCUCUCUUGUGUAAAAUGCCUUUUGCUGAUAUUUGUCCGCUUUCCCGUCAAGCAAGUGUUUGUAUUUCAUCCCUUAUGUGUAUCUCUCUCUAGGUAUUGAUACAAUUAGGAAGGGUGCCUCUGAUCUAGGGUUAAUCACCAUAUUUGAAAGGAAAGGUUUAGCAGGUCUCUGUAGAAAUCAAUACUGGCAGCUAGAUGACCAUGUAAAUUAUUGUGAAAAUGGCUUCCCCUCUCUUCUUGUUUUCUGUGGUUGUUGUUGCUCAUGUGCAUCUCUAUUUUCUGAGUUUUAGAUUUUUUUUUUUUAUUUUUUUUGGAUUUGGGAAGAGCUUUUCUAAUUCAUGAGAUUGAUUGAUGCU
Molecule: messenger RNA, 2159 nt
Organism: Ananas comosus (pineapple)
Lineage: Eukaryota; Viridiplantae; Streptophyta; Magnoliopsida; Poales; Bromeliaceae
Product: protein EMSY-LIKE 3-like
Exons: 10
Coding region: 302-1762 (486 amino acids)
Biological process (GO): defense response to fungus
Source: RefSeq, a predicted model, not a curated record